UUACUAUGCGAAAGGAAGGUGAGGUCGUUGAUAGUAACGAGUGGAACGUUAUCGCCAAUUGAUGCGUUUGUGAAUGCAUUGGGUAUUGACAUGCGUAUCAUUCACUCGAAUAACCACGUUGCUAGCAGUGACCAGAUUCUUUGUGCUUCUAUCACUCAUAGUGCUGAACAACGUGAACUUCUUGGUGUUUACGAAAAGAGAGAUGAUCCGGAAUAUCAUAGGGGAGUUGGCAGAAUAGUGGCUCGUUUAUGUGAGAUCGUGCCCGAGGGCAUUCUAAUAUUUUUUGCGUCAUAUAGCAAAAUGUUCACGUGCAUUCAGAAUUGGAAGAAAUAUAUCGGUAAUAAAAAUGGGAAAACGAUUUGGGAGGAAAUGAACAUGAGUAAGAAAUUAUUCGAGGAAUCAAAGUUGAAAGAAGGAACGAAUGAAGCGAUUCGUCAGUACAAAUUGCACGUUGCGCAAUCGAACGGUGCUGCAUUAUUGGCUGUUUGCAGGGGAAAGGUUAUCAAUUUUUCUGUGGUUAAUCACUCCGACGAUCCAUAUUCGUAUAUCUCGCUUACUAUUUAA
This is a messenger RNA of Anisakis simplex (herring worm), 564 nucleotides long. Lineage: Eukaryota; Metazoa; Nematoda; Chromadorea; Rhabditida; Anisakidae. The record is from the annotation of a GenBank genome assembly.